UUGAGGUUCUUCUUAGACACAAAGAAGGGUAGAUAACACAGUGAGCCACAUACAAUCUCCUCCUCUCCCUUUCUGAUUAUAUACAGCCAUUACAGGAUCGAAAGAAAUUCGAUACAAGCUCCUGCAGGAAGAUCGGGCGGUUAAAAUGGAAGACAAUGUGCCCCCUAAGAGAUCAGAGUUCAACAAGGGAGCAUGGACGGCUGAAGAAGAUAGAAGAUUGGCUGAGGUUAUUGCAGUUCAUGGUGCUAGAAAGUGGAGGACAAUUGCAAACACUGCAGGUUUAAAUAGGUGUGGCAAAAGUUGUAGGCUGAGAUGGAUGAAUUAUCUUAGGCCUAACAUCAAGAGAGGAAAUAUAACAGACCAAGAAGAGGACUUGAUACUUAGGCUUCAUAAACUCCUCGGAAACAGGUGGUCUUUGAUAGCAGGGAGAUUACCAGGGAGAACAGAUAACGAGAUCAAGAACUACUGGAAUUCUCAUUUGAGAAAGAAAGUGAACCAGAACGAGAAACAAAGUGGAGCUUCAACAAGACAAGGCUGCAAUGCUCAAAAGAGACUAGUGGAGAAUGACAAAGAACAGGGUAGAGAAGAGAAUACAUCUCCAGGAUGCGAGGACUCGAAUAUCAACUUCAAUGUGGACGAGCUCUUCGAUUUCUCCAACGAGGACACCCGCAUCUUGGAGUGGGUGAGCAGAUUUCUCCAAGUUGAUGAGGCCUUUAACUGAAACAUUAUGGAACAGC
Molecule: messenger RNA, 737 nt
Organism: Hibiscus syriacus
Lineage: Eukaryota; Viridiplantae; Streptophyta; Magnoliopsida; Malvales; Malvaceae
Product: transcription factor MYB114-like
Exons: 3
Coding region: 146-721 (191 amino acids)
Source: RefSeq, a predicted model, not a curated record